AUGAGUUCACGCCAGAGCCCAGAGGAAUACAAACAAUCACCACACCGAUUAUCUUUCCUCAAUCGUAUACGAGCGAAGACGUCGUCCUUUUUAUCGUCCACUCGCCGCUUUCGGAAGAAGAAUCCCGUUGAUUCCACCCGUGGUGCAGAUGAGGCACAUCUAGAGGAUGAGCCGACGUCAUCAGUGAAGCGGUUCCAAAAGAUUUUCCGCCAUCUUGGUGUCUUACCCACAAACUUCAAGCCGACCAUUGAACCACUUCAGUCGCGCCUCGAUGUUGAAGAAUCUCGCGAACGGGGUAGCGAUUCCUCGUCUGAUUCUGCCUACUCCGCCCGUUCCGACACACAGGCUUCAACUAGAUCGAACUCUCAACAGCUUCAAAUCCUCGUGCGAGGAUGCGAGGGAGUUACGCCUGAACAUGCUCUGGGGAUGUGUGCUUUCCUAGACACUGGCUGCGCGAAAGACCUCAUGGCCUAUCGACAUUUUUUGAGACUGAAGCAAGCUCACGGAAUCGAACUGGAGGAAUCUAAUGUGGAGGUUGUGCCGCUGAACGACAGUCCAAUGGAGGUACACGGAAUUGCACGAGGGUUGUUGUGGCAACUCGAUGAGGAGGGAUUCAGGACAUAUACGUCGGACUUCUAUAUCGUAGAUAUGGAUCAGUUCGACGUUUUGAUCAGCUGGGAGACCGCACGGAAGUAUAACCUGUUGGAUUACGGAGCCGACAUUCAAGAGUACCUGAUGAAAGUCAGAGAAAGAAAGAAGCGCAGACGGAAGCUCGAACGGAAGCUAAGAAAGGCCAACCUAGGGAAGGCUGCAUAGACUGGAGGAAGAGAUAUUGGACGAUGGUUUUUGCAUUUCAAGCGUGGCGUUGAGGAAAGAGCUCGCGGAGUUUAACGGCAUGGGCAAUGUUUAUGAGGGAUUUGUUAUGGAAGGUCUGACUGUAAUAAGACCAUGGAUGCUUUUUAUGGGUGGCUUUCUGUACAUUAUCAUUUGUUACUUUCACAGGCUACCAGGGAAGACGGAAGAUUAGAGCGACAUUUCUUUUCCCCACGGCUCAUCACCUACGCGCCACCACAAGCCGCUAGCCCGCUGUCCACGAUUCCUGGCGGCAAACUCGCCGUGGCUCGUGGGAGAUGCAUGGGGGAUAUGAACCAUCGCUCAGGUGCUCUGUACAUGGUGUGUUCACCUUGGUCGUUUAGAGAUCAAUCACUUUCGCUCGCUAUCUAAGACCAC
Messenger RNA from Aspergillus calidoustus, 1230 nucleotides. The record is from the annotation of a GenBank genome assembly. NCBI's taxonomy places the organism in Eukaryota, Fungi, Ascomycota, Eurotiomycetes, Eurotiales, Aspergillaceae.